AUGUUAUCUUUUAUAACGACCCAUGUUGGGAAGGACGAUGGCAGUAAUACCCCCAUCGUGUCCAACCCAAAUGUCCCAAUCUAUGAAGACGACGAAAUGAGCGACAAUAGCGAAAUAGAGAAUGCGGCCGGUCAGCUCAAGGAGAUUCACGAGUUCAGACAGGGCCUGCAUCAGCGACACAUUCAGAUGAUUGCUCUCGCCGGUACGGUGGGGACGGGUAUUUUCCUCAGUUCGGGCCGUGCCAUUGUGGAAGCUGGACCAUUGGGUGCGUUCUUGGCAUAUACAAUCAUUGGUGCUACUGUUGCGAGUGUCGUGUACGGAGUUGGUGAGAUGGGAGCCCUGGUACCUCUCAAUGGUGGUGUUAUUCGAUACGCAGAGAUCUUCUGUGACCCCGCGCUAGCGUUCGCCAAUGGCUGGAACCAGAUAUACUCCUACUGUGUGUCGAUUCCGUCGGAAAUUGUCGCUGCGGCUGUUAUUAUUGAAUUCUGGAUCACGGUGAACAACGCAAUAUGGAUCACUGUGCUUGGUCUUCUUAUGCUUUCCACCGCGUUUGUCUUUGUUCGCGUGUAUGGGGAGCUCGAGUUCGGCUUUUCUAUCCUCAAAAUUAUGCUCAUUAUCGGCGUAAACCUGAUGGCUCUGGUAAUUACCUGCGGUGGAGCCCCGAAUAAGUCGUCAAUCGGAUUUGCUUACUGGAAAGCGCCUUACGGCCCCUUCGUUCAGUACUUGGGAGUGGGCGGUUCCCUUGGACGGUUUUUGGGAUUCUGGAAAACUUUCGACAACGCGCUCUUCGCUUACUCUGGUAUCGAAAACUUCACUCUCGCUGCAGCCGAGACUCGAAACCCUCGACACUCUAUCCCCAUGGCCGCCAGACGUAUCUUCAUCCGCAUCUUGCUCUUUUACGUGAUCACCAUCUUCAUGAUCGGUCUGAUUGUUUCGUCUGCCGAUAAAAAGCUUCUGGGCUCGUCGGGGACAGCCUCGCAGUCCCCUUUCGUUAUCGCAGCGCACCAUGCUGGCAUCAAGGUGGUUCCUUCGAUCAUCAACGCAGUUGUGCUCACAUCAGCAUGGUCCUCCGGGAACAGCAAUAUCUUGGGUGGCUCCAGAAUCCUAUACGGUAUGGCAACCCAGGGUCAUGCCCCUGCUGUCUUCACACGUAUCAACCGCUUCGGCAUCCCUUGGGUUGCUGUCGCGCUCUAUGGUGUCUUCAUGUCACUUGGAUACAUGAGUCUUUCCAGUUCGGCCAGCACGGUAUUCACAUGGCUACAGAACCUUGUCUCUAUAUCCACCCUAGUGAACUUGAUGUGCAUCUGCGUUGUCUAUCUUAGAUUCUACUACGGAUGCAAGAAGCAGGGAAUUGAUCGCUUCAAGGAGCUCCCGUGGGCAGCACCUUUCCAGCCAUACAUAACUUGGAUCUCAUUGUUCAUUUAUAUUGUCCUUUUCUUCACCGGAGGGUUUACGACAUUCAUGCGCGGCCAUUGGAGUACUGCGACCUUUGUUUCGACUUAUUUCAACCUGCCCUUCAUCGUGAUUGUGUAUUUUGCCUACAAGUUCUGGGCAAAAACGAAGAUCAUCCCGCUGGCGGAAAUUCCCAUUCGGCCUUUCAUCGAAAGCUGGCACAAAAAUCCCGAACCGGAGCCUAAGCCGAAGCGAGGCCUCAGGAAACUCAACAUUUUGUGGUCAUAA
This is a messenger RNA of Penicillium mononematosum, 1680 nucleotides long. RefSeq names its product aromatic amino acid and leucine permease arlP-Penicillium chrysogenum. Bases 1 to 1680 code for a protein of 559 amino acids. Gene Ontology annotation, biological process: amino acid transmembrane transport. Gene Ontology annotation, molecular function: amino acid transmembrane transporter activity. Lineage: Eukaryota; Fungi; Ascomycota; Eurotiomycetes; Eurotiales; Aspergillaceae. The transcript has 2 exons. The record is from RefSeq and is a predicted model, not a curated record. Gene Ontology annotation, cellular component: membrane.